UGUAACUACAGACUACACCAGAGAUGAGCAAUGCUCAGUGCGAUCUCGUGCGCGAGAUAAUAAUAACACGAAUUUCUAAUUCGUAAUUGCUUCCAUUUCGGGUCAAAUGUGGAGUCGAUGAUAAUGGGCUGGAGGGACGUCAAAGGGUGGUACCGCGUCAGAAGCACGUUGGAGAAAGUGCUUCUACUCACCGUGCUGUUCUUCGUUUUCGUUAUAAUCGUAUUUUUCGUGUGUUUAUUAACGUCGCACGAUCUACCAGAAAACGAUAUUUGCAUGAGCCCCGAGUGCAUUCGAGCGGCUGUCCACAUCCUAGACACGAUCGAUGCCGAGGUGAAUCCUUGCGAUGAUUUCUACCGCUUCGCCUGCGGGAAUUUCCUGAAAAACGCCUACUCCAACAACCAGCCCACCAUGCUGCAUUCGCUCAGCCAGCUGGCGAAAAACCAACUGAGGCAGAUCGUUAUGGAGAGGAGAAACGAGGCGAAUCUGACCAGACUGGUGGCGCUCCAGCGGCGAUUCUUCAGAAGCUGCACCAACACCAGCUGGAUCGACAAGCACGGGGAUGAGAGACUGUUCAACAUCCUGGACGUGGUAGUAGACGGUUGGCCGAUAUUGAAAAUGGAAAACUGGUCGCAAAAUAGCUACGUUUGGACCAAACCAAUGGUAGCGGCCAGAAAGUUGGGUGUGUACCAUCACUUCUUCCUGCGCAUCGAGGUCAUGCGGGACUUUAACACCGGCGAAGCGAUGUUGUGGAUAAGACCGCCGUUCGAUGCCGAAAUCGAAUCGUUCAUGUUCGACGACGCCAACGUGGAGUACAUUUACAACAUAGCCAAAGAGUUAGGAGCCAGCAGCGUCGAUGUCAAAACCGAUCUGCGGAUAACCAACAAAUUCGCGGAGGAAUUGCGAUCGAUCGCCGGGAGACAUUCGAAUCAAUCGCAGGCCUACGAUCAGAACACCAACAUAACGAUACAAGACAUCGACCACAAGUUUCUUAAAGUCGAUUGGUGGAAGUUUUUGAGAAACAUCACCGGCUUGCAUUUGAGCAAAAACGAUAGAGUAAUCUUCGAUGUGGACGGUUAUCUAUCAGAUUUGUAUUAUUUAUUCCACCGAACAUCAAAAUCCACACAAGCUAAUUACAUAGCAUGGGUACUCAUACUAUCCAACAUAAACUACCUGCCGGAAAAAAUCAGGAACCAACACGAUUUAAUGGUGGAGAACACGGAGCACAGAAAGCCGGAGAAACGAGUCGAUCAAUGCUACGAAUUAAGUCUCGGAUUAUUUACCUCGAUAGCCGAAGCGGAGUACAUACGGAGGUACACAACACCAGAAAAGAAGCAGAAAAUUCAGAUCAUGAUCGAUUAUGUACAAGCCGAAAUGAAAGACGCCAUCGAAACCUCCAAGUGGAUGGACGAAGAGAACCGAUCCAACGCCAUUCAGAGACUGAAGAAUAUCACCACUUACAUCGGCUGGCUGGACGCGGCGUUCAAUACAAGCCAAAUGGAAGAAAUCGCCGGCUACAAUAAGAUCAAGCAUUUGCCUCGCCACGGCCAUGCUAUAGACAUCGCCAUGCUGGCGAUUAAAGUGAAAUACGACAAAUUGUACGCCUCAAUUCACUCCAAACUCAGCUGGAAAUUGGAAAAUCUCCUCAAUCCUGGUAUAGAAGUCAACGCGUAUUUCAUGAGAAGCAGCAAUAUGCUGAUAUUACCCGCUUCGAUUUUACAAGGAGUGAUAUACGAUGCAAACAGGCCGAAUUACAUGAAUUUCGGAGCCUUGGGGUCUGUAAUAGGCCACGAAUUGACCCACGGAUUCAGCAUACUACAAGACACCAACGACGAUGUAUGGACGAAUUCAACGCUGGAACAGCGCGGGGAAAUAGUCGAAUGCGUCCAGAAAGAGUACAACCGCUACCGAUACAAACAAGGCAAAGACACUAACGACUCGUCGCUGAGCGUGGAGGAAAACGUGGCCGAUUUCAGCGGGGUGACGCUCGCCUACGACGCGUACAGGAACUGGCGCCGGGCCAACGGCGGCGAGCGGGCGCUGCCCGGCGUCCGGUUCAACGGCGAUCAGAUCUUCUGGAUAAUGGCGAGCACCUUCAUGUGCUACGAGCCGCAGCUGGCCGAAAAGGACGCCGACGACCAGCACAGCACGCCCGAGUUCCGCGUGAUCGGCAGGAUCAGGAAUUCGCCGUACUUCGCGCACGAUUUCGGCUGUCCCGAGGGCUCCCGGAUGAAUCCCAGGGAGAAGUGCCGGGUGUUCGUGUGAACGUUGCUAUAGUUGUAAUGGUUUUUAAACGAAAAGAAACUCGAUUUUUUUAAAUUUUUUUUACAGACUAUUAAUUGUAUCGUUAACCUUCCGAAGCGAUUGAGACGUCAAUUAGUUAAUUAUGAUGAAUUUUUUUUCGGAAAAAUUCAC
Molecule: messenger RNA, 2412 nt
Organism: Phyllotreta striolata
Lineage: Eukaryota; Metazoa; Arthropoda; Insecta; Coleoptera; Chrysomelidae
Source: the annotation of a GenBank genome assembly